CCUCUGUAAAAUGUAGUAUAUACUAUCUUCCUGAGAAUCUAAAAUUUGCAAAAAGGAAAAUAAUAAUAAUAAUAAAAAGUGAAAAUCCUCUUUCUAUUUGGUAUGCUAAAAGAGACCAGUGUGAUCACAACCGUUCAUAAUUCGCCAUUCAAAUCCCGCGCCAUCGUAGCCGCCUAGAUAAUCUUAAACGCAGCACACGUGCAAGAUAAUACGGUACACGCUACAACACCGUAUGACUCCUCACCGUAAUAAAAACAUAGGAUUUGCUGAUCUCAACUCUUUUCCAUCGACAUCGAGCGACUCCUCCGCAGCUAACCCUAAUCGUCGAUUCUUCACCAACCGGUAGCCCUCGGCGCCAUCGUCGUUACCUUUGCUGUGUUCCAAUGAGUCGCUCAAGUAGAACUCUCUAUGUUGGGAAUCUCCCUGGAGAUAUUCGUGAACGUGAGGUGGAAACUUUGUUUUACAAGUAUGGACGAAUUGCACAUAUCGAUUUGAAAAUCCCACCAAGGCCCCCAGGUUAUGCAUUUGUAGAGUUUGAGGAGGCCCGUGAUGCUGAAGACGCCAUUCGUGGUCGAGAUGGCUAUGAGUAUGAGGGAAACCGCUUGCGGGUGGAGCUGGCGCAUGGUGGGCGUGGUCACUCAUCAUCAUCUGAUCGCUACAGAGAUAGUGGUGGCAGGGGUCCUCGUGGUGGAGUCUCUAGGCGGUCUGAUUAUAGAGUGAUGGUCACUGGAUUACCCGCUUCUGCUUCAUGGCAAGACCUCAAGGAUCAUAUGCGUCGUGCUGGGGAUGUUUGUUUCUCUCAGGUUUUCCGUGAGGGAAAUGGCACUACUGGGAUUGUGGAUUAUACAAAUUAUGAUGACAUGAAAUAUUCUAUUAAAAAGCUUGACGAUUCUGAGUUUCGCAAUUCCUAUUCUCGUGCAAUAAUCCGCGUGAAGGAAUAUGACCGAUCAAGGAGUCGAAGCCGCAGUCGUUCGAGAUCAAGAGGGAGUGCCAGCCGCAGCCCAAGUAGAAGCCGUAGUAGGAGUAGGAGGUUGUGUAACUCUUAAUGUUUCUGUUUGUUCUUUUAUUUUGGGGGUCAACCCAUUUAUUAAAAGAAGAUUGGACUCCCCCCCCCCUUGCAGCAAGUCUCCAAAAGCUAAAUCUGUCAAGCGUUCAAGAUCCCGCUCAAGGUCUGUGUCGUCGAGGUCUCCCUCGAGGUCCAGAGCAAAUUCAGUGUCAAGGUACAUGAUGUUUGUUAUGUAUUCAUCUACUUAUCGAUGUACUUCUCUCUGUUGUUCUCGCUGUAUGUCAUUCUAAAGGAAAGAGUUUUUUUGGGUCUUUAUUUGUGGAGUUUUUUCUUUGUUGUUUUUUUUUUUGGGAUGAGAAUGAAGUAAAAUGAGUGCUCAUGGGUCGAUAUUUAUAAAAUAAGUUGAGAAUUUUAAAAGAAAAAUAUUAAUGGUAAAGUAUGAAUUCAAAUGGGAGGAUAGAGAGGUCUUGCAUUCAUUAUUUCUCUAUUGUCUUGUCGAGGGUGGGUGGGAAUUUGUUUUUUCUUUCCUUUAAUGUAAAAGAAGCUGGGCCCAGGGUUCCCCUAAUGAUGCCUUUUAUGGCCUCUUCAUUUGAUUGCUCGAAUGUUUAAGCGUAUGUAUCGGCUUCUCUCUAAGACAUACACUGUUGUGUAUAAAUACUCUUAUGCUCUUCAUUUGGAUGCGAACAUGUAUGUAUUGGCUUCUCCUUAGGAUAUACGCUGGUGUAUGUAUAGUCUGUUUCUUCAAAACUUUUUAAAUUUCUAUUACAAUGAAAUGAUUCUGUUGAAGAUAUGCCAAUCAAGUAAAAAUAUUCUUGUUUGAUGGUUGUUUUAAGUGGACGGUAUCUUGAGGGUCUGUGAAUGACGUUUGGAUAUAGAUUAUUUCCCCUUUUAAACUGGUACUUGCUCAUAGUAUGUGUUGUCUCUGAUGGUAAAGUGUUUUCGAAAUGGGAUAAAGUUUAACUGGACGGUUAACAGUAUACUACUCAAGUUUGUUUCUCUGUUUGAAUUUGCCAUCUCUGGUUGUUUAGCGAUGGGAUUACCCAUUUUCAUCGAUCAUUUGAGUGCUAAUUGCAGAGCCUUGAUCCUUCCAAUUUAUCUGGUCUGAUAUUCUUGGCAAACAUUGAAUGUUUUGCUGCUUUUAAGCCCACAUACCGGCCCUGUUCUUGUUUCCUAAGAAAAGUUUAGAAAAUUUGGCCCCCUUUUUAUGAGGAGUACUUCAGUGUUGUUGCUUUUGUUUUUCAAACUUGGGAAUCACAUUCUUUGUUUUUCUAGAUAAGGAUAUAUGCAGCGAUCUGGGAAUUGCAUAUUAUGACUGUCUUGGGAUAUGGUUCUGUUGCCUACAACUCUUUUUGUUGGAGGUAUGAUGUCUUUUAGAUGGCAGCUUUGGAAAUCCUUGAUGGUUUCUAUUCUAAUAAGUACAAUAAAUGUCCAUGGCUGCUAGAUAUGGGAACCAGAAGAUCAUGGAUUUUUCAUGGCGAAGCUGGACUAGGAUCUAAUUGCCAUAUGAAAUUUGGGAUCGCCAUUGUUUUUAAUCUUCUCCUAUGCUGCAAAGCUAAUAAAUCAUACUCCCUGAAACCUAUUGUUUGCUGGUCAUUGGUACUGUAAGGAGGAGCUUCAUUGGCUCUUUCAAGAUUUUUGUCCUUGAGUGGGUAAUCAUUUUGGUUGAAAUAUGUUCAAUUUUCACUUUGUUUUGCUGAAUGUGUUGAUUUCUUCUUGUCCAUAUUGAUUGUGGUAACUCUGACGUGGAAGUGGCAUUCAAGGCUCUUGGAUCACUUGUUAAGAGGAUCUUGUGGAAAUUAAAUUGGGUUAUUUCUGGAACUUUUGCAGAUCUCCUUCCAGAUCCAGGUCCCCCCUGCCAUCUGUAAGUAGAAUAUACCUUUUUGGUCAUUUUGUUACAUGAUCCCCUUUGACUGGCAUCUAUGUUCGGUAGAAUUGGUUUGGAUGAUUUUACACUAUUGUUAUACCCGAUUCUAUUUGUUUGUUUUAUUUUAGCGCCAGAAACGUUUGAGCAAGAGCCCACCAAAGCGCAGUCCAGGUAAGAGCGCGAGCAGGAGUAGGAGUAGGAGUGGUAGCAGGAGCCGGAGCAGAAGUGCUUGAGGUUGUAAUUUUUGUCUGGCUUCAUAUUCUUGAUCUGUUCCAAGAAUUUAAGGCUGUCUUCUUUAAUUGUGCUUAUUAUUAUUAUUUUUUUCUUCUAAAAUAUUGGUUGGUGAGAUUCAGCUGUGGUUGAUGUGCAGAGAUACUAGAUCUGGUAGUUGAGUGGCAUUCUACUGGAUGGAUUUGAAACGGUAAAAGACUUCAUGAUUUGUCAUUGCUGGAGCCGAGCAAAGAAGUUAUUUUAUAUGUUGUACUAAACUGUUAUGGUGAAAUUCAGUAUUAAGCUUAUUAUUGAAUGGUAUUCUCUGAAUUCUUUAUAAAGACCUCGCGAAGGUAUUAUUAUGCUGAAAUUGAAUAUAUUCGAUUCUGGGUAUGUUAUUCAUGUGUAUUUGUUGCACUUGUCCCUAUAACGACGCUACACUAGUUUCAUAAGCUUAGGAUAUGUAAUUGGGGGUGAGCACCUUGGUUUGUCUGUCUAAUAGACUAAUAUAGAUCUGUUAUAUGUGUUCUUUGGCACUGAUUUCUUUAUGUGCAAUUUGCUCGUGGUGGAUUUCAUUGGUCAUUUGCUUGAGUUGAUACACCGUGGCUAAUUUAAAGUCGAACGAAUAUCUAUUUCCUAGUUAGAGGUAUUUACAAGUUUGAUGACUUGAACUUGGGGUUAAGAGAAUCUGGAAUGUGUGUUAUGCUUUGGGGGAACAUGGCACAUUGAUGAUGGAUUUGCCAAAACUGGUUGAGUUCAAUCAAUGAGUACUGUGGGUGGGGUUUGCAAUGUGUGGCUUACAAUCAAGUAGGAAAAGGUACACAGUUUGUGGCAUUGGACGUGUAGAGAUAAGGAAUGCUGGGCAGUGGUUUCUUUUCAGUUGAUUGGGGGAGGUGCGGACAUUUUCUUUUCCACUUGGGGUGAAAGUAAAACUAUGGAUGACUUUUCUCCUGCUAGUGAAGUAAACUAGGGGCGAAGGAUCAACAAACGACAUUAGCUCGCAAGUACAUUGCAUCUACACUAUUUGAAUCUACUAAGGUUUCGUUUGGAUUGUUUUUAAGGCUUUGUUUGGAUUGUUUUCUUAGUUUAUAUUUUUCUAUUAGACUUAGACAUUGGAUAAAAAAUAUAUUGAUUGAAAAAUUCAAAAAAAAAUUGAGUGGAUCUGUUGAUAAAAAGAAUGCAAAUAGAACCUAAUGUAAAACGAAGUUACCAAACUUGAUGUUUUUCAAGGAGAAACGGUGACAGGAAGAUGGAUAAAUUUGAUUUCUCUUUAUAGAAUUUUUACGUGAUUCUUUUAACAUUUGUGUUGUUAUAUAUUGGGGGUAAUACACAAGAACCCCUCAUGGUUUGGGAAACGACACGAGAACCCCCUAUGGUUUCAAAAGCACAUGAGAAUUCCCUCGUUCUUUUCGGAAACAUGUAAAAUAGAUGGAAAAGCUUGACACUAACGGCGGUAUAAAAUCUGACAUUUUUACCCUUUUUAAAAUUAGAUUGACAUAACCUCUUUCUCAUUCUUCCUCCGGUUUCUCCUCUGAGCUUUCGCAACCUCCACCAUUUCCUCCUCUGCAAUGCUCCUGCUCCUGAAAAUCCAUUACCCCAUACGUCCAUGAACAAACCUCGGUUAGCCGACGACAUCCAAGAACAUCCAAAUCAGCUACUAAUUUUUUCCCUACCCAUCUUGAUUGGCCACCAUUAACCAUUGAUAAAUGUUUGAUUUCCGAUCUGGGUGAUCUCUGGAUUUGCAGAAAUGUUUGGAUCCUUUAUUAGGGUUUUGAGGUGGUGGGGAUUUUAGUCCUAUAUCCAGGCAGCAAUGGUGAUUGGCUAGGAUUUUCGUUGAAGCUUUUAGGCCAGGUGGUGAAUUCGGUGGCCUUGAAACUGAAGAGUUUGGCAUCUAGGGAAUUUUUGUUUUAUAUAGUUAUUUGGAAUUUGCCCUCCUCUUUCUUCAUGUUCUUCAUAUCCACCUAAGGGGCAUUUUAGGUGUAAAAAAGUUUUUAAGCAUAAAAGAGAAAGCCCACUCUCCCCUACGCGCGCUUCAUGUACACCCUCCGUCACUUUUAACCUCUUACAUCUAUUUUACACGUUUCGGAUGUGUGCUUUUGAAACCAUAGGAGGGUUCUCGUGUCGUUUCCCAAACCAUGAGGGAAUUCUUGUGUAUUACCCCUAUAUAUUGCUAUGGCAACAUACUAUACACGCAAAAGGCCAAAAGGGGGCUUCAGCUUCAAGUCUUUUUCUAUUUUAAAAUAGAUAUUAUUGGACAGAUUUUAUAAAAUUGAAAACUAUACAUAAUUUGUGAAAAUACGAAAUUAUUCUUGCAUAUUUUCUGUGCAAUUCUAGUUUUCAUAAUAUUCAGUUUUAACGUAAUUUUACUUUGAACAUAACUAGAAUUUCUUAUGUAGAGGUAAUGCUAAUAGAA
This is a messenger RNA of Oldenlandia corymbosa var. corymbosa, 5493 nucleotides long. The record is from the annotation of a GenBank genome assembly. NCBI's taxonomy places the organism in Eukaryota, Viridiplantae, Streptophyta, Magnoliopsida, Gentianales, Rubiaceae.